This is a messenger RNA of Galeopterus variegatus (Sunda flying lemur), 1120 nucleotides long. RefSeq names its product transmembrane protein 139 (gene TMEM139). The record is from RefSeq and is a predicted model, not a curated record. Bases 12 to 656 code for a protein of 214 amino acids. The transcript has 2 exons. NCBI's taxonomy places the organism in Eukaryota, Metazoa, Chordata, Mammalia, Dermoptera, Cynocephalidae.
GGGGAGGGGCCAUGGUGCCAAGCCAGUUGUGGGGAAGACUGGAGAAGCCGUUUCUCUGCCUGUGCUGCGUCUUCUUCCUCCUGGGGCUGGCUUUGCUGGACAUACGGCCGGACAUCACCCCUGCUGCUUAUUUCUUUCUCAGCUUGGCUGGCUUCUUCUUGUUUGCCUGCCUCCUGGCCUGUUUUCUGAACUGGGUGUUCCGAUCACUGCCAUCACUACAGACCGAGAGCCCAGAGGCCUCAGGCAAUGCACGGGACAAUGAAGCCUUUGAGGUGCCAACCUAUGAAGAGGCCAUGGUGGUGUUGGAAUCACAGUGCCAUCCCCAACAGGUGGAUCAACCACCCCCCUACAGCACUGUUGUAGUCCCCCCAGGACUUGAGGAGGAACAACCUAGCCAUCCAGAGGAGCCGAGGAGAGCCGGACUGGAAAGGCGAGUGGGCUCAGAGGGGUCAAUGACCCAGGGAGGAAGCCCUGGAAGAACUCCAAUCAGCCUUCGGCUUCGGGGACCACGGGUUGUGUACACUGCUCCUGAUCUGCGGAGCUUGGGGGCAGUCCCCAAAUCGGAGCCUCUUACUCCACCCCCUGGCUAUGAUGUCAGCAUUGGUCACCCUGAUGAUGAUAAUGUUUUCUAUGAAGACAACUGGACACCCUGCUAAACUAUUCUCCCAUGAUCUAUCAUCUGUGUUCAUGAGACCCACUCAUUCAUCUGACCAACAUUUCCCAGUGCCUAUUAUGUGUCAGGAACUGUGUUUCUGCCCUGACAUCACGUAUGGGGACUUGACCCAGAGGGGAGUCAGGCUAUGGUAAGCCCGUCCCAGUUGAGAUGUGAGUGGCACAAUUUGAGUCUUCUGGCAACAUUCGGUGACCUACCACAGAUCCAAUAUUCUAGACAGAUGGAGGGUGAGGUGGGGAGAUGAUCCGGAGAAGCUGGAGAAGAAAGACCAGAGGAAACAUCAGAGUGACAGCUAUGUUGCUUCUGUUCCACGUGCUUUGUCCCUCUAUUAGAUCCCUUAGGAUUCCCAGCCUUCAUUGAAAAAUGGGGAUUUCAAGGGUCAGAGGAGUUUGAUAAUUUGCACAAGGGCACACUGAUAGUAAAUAGUAUAAAAAUAACUUUAAUGAA